UAGUGAGUUCUCAAAGUUGUUCAAGUGUGUGGAGAAUGAGAAAUGGCGCCACGUGCAGCCGCUUACAGUCCAAGUGACAUGUCAUAUACGAUCAUUGAUCCAGGAAUGCAACAAAUGUCUCCACCACACACCAAACUUCAUUCUAGAGCAACAAGAGGUUGUGAUGGGAGAGUGUGCAAAACUUGCACAACAAGUUGAAACGUACAUGUCAGCGACCUCAAAAUCCAGUCUGAAGACAGUGAAGAUACCCCUUGUCAAUCAGCUCACAUUCCUAGGCCAGUCUUUCAGCCGCUUUGUAGAUAUGGCUCUCGGAUACCUCGUACAGAAACUUGUAGAAACCCUGGAUGAAUCUCAUACGCCCUUAGCUCUGACCAGCUGUAUCAGCACUGUGAUCAGUCUGGGCCUGGAGGGGGAACACAUGUGUUAUGUUCUAUCAAGAGAAGGUUGCAUUCGAGCCUUGUUCGAGAUCAGUCGGACAGACACGCUGGAGUUUGCGCAUGUCCAGUCUUUAAGAGCGUUGGCCACGAUCUGUUGCGUCCCAGAGUCGAUACUUGAACUCGAGAAAGAGGGCGGAGUGGACAUCUUGACAGACAUCUUGUGCGACAAGACCGUGUCAGAAGCUGUGAGGGGAGAGGCAGCGGGCGUUGUGGCCCAAAUUACCUCCCCCUGUCUUGAUAACUUUCAGCACAUCACGGGAUUUAUUGACAAUGUGCAGGAUUUGUUACGUGCUUUAAUAAACCUUUGCCACACAACCACUUCUCACGAGACAUUCCUGCUGGGAGCUGCGGCCAUUGCCAACAUCACGUUCAUGGACAGUCAGACAUGCGACGUUCUACAGGGGCUGGAUGCUCUCAAGCUGCUCAUUCAUGCGUCCGGUCAGCCGAAAGCCAAGUCCCUGUUUGUAAAAGAUCAGAUCGCCACCAUUCUUGCCAAUAUGGCCACCACAGACCUCUCACGCCGCGACAUCAUCUCUUACAACGGGAUCCCCCUGCUCAUCCACUACCUCGAGCAGCGCCCUGCGGACUGCCGACAAGACGCCGAGGUGUCAGCGUGCGAGCGUCUGCAGCAGAAGGCGGCCAUAGCCCUGACGAGGCUCUCUAAGGACGGGGUUACUGCUGCCAUGAUUGUUGAGUUACAAGGUGUACCACGACUGGUUCAGCUGUGCAGGAGCAGCGAAGAGAGGAACGGAAGUGAGGCAGUCUUGGUGGCCAGCCUUGCAGCUCUUCGUAAGAUCUGUGCUCUGUGCCCGUGUCCAGACAUCACGACGGUGGACUACCAUCAGCUGAUUAAACCUCGACUGAUGGACUCAUUCCUGAUGUGCUCAAAAACAGAUGAAAACUUUGUUUAACUCUAGAAAUAGCCUAUUCUCCAUAUUUUUUGGUAAACCGCCCUAAUCUGUAGGUCUUCUGUACAAUGCCAACCCAUUUUAUCUUCAAGUGGUAGUUUCAAUAAUUACAUUUGAUACAGUCUGUGAUUUUUUAAAGAUUUUUGAUUCAAUAAUGUGGUUUAUACCUAAUGUUCUGUAUGGUUUUCCAAAAUCUUGCACAUUUUCUACAGAUGAGUGGUAUUUUUCAAAAUCUUGCACAUUCGCAGAUUAAUAAGUUUUUCCAAAAUCUUGAACAUUUUCUGCAGAUUAGUAGGGUUUUCAAAAAUCUUGAAUAUUUUCUACAGUUUAAUGGGGUUUUCCAAAAUCUUACAUUUUUUUGGUAAGUCUAUAUAAACAUACACAUGUAUGUUGACUUGUUGAGUUUAUCAUGUGCUCACAAAACACAAUAUUUGUCUGCCUAUAUAAUUAUAUUAACACCACAUAUUUAUACAUGUUGCUGUUAUAAUGUCCACAAUUAUGUGAUUUAUAUUACAGUUACUUUAUUUUUAUGUGCUCAUCUGUACAUUUUAGCGGCAGUCAAAAAAGCAAACAUGUAUGUCAAACAUGUUAUGGUUAAUUUUUUGAUGCUGUUAUUCAGACACCCUCCAUUUAUAAACAGGAUAUUUACAAUUUGUAUACGUUAUAAAAUUAUUUACACUAUGUUUAAUAUUGUAGGUUGUUUAAGAAUGAUUGACAAUCAUCUGUUUUCUUUUGUCUUUAUGUAAAUAGUGUUAACAGUAUUUGCUGGGAAAUUUGUGCACACUAGAAUUUUUUUUAGUAAAUGAACACUCACUUUGAAUUGAUGUCUAGACAAGGAUAUAUUGUACAAUCAUUUUCUGAUUAAGAAAUCCAUUAUUUCAUGUGUCAACGAAACAACCAUUUUUUCAACAACCACAAAAUUUCAUGCAGACGAAUACAAAUAUUUAAGUUUCAUUUUGACCACGAUUGCCCCCCUUUGUUCCUUCAGGACUUAAAAAGGGCAUUUUCCUACCGAUUCUAGGGGCCGGCACAUACUUUACGGGCCACUUUAGGGACCAAGGAUUCAAGCUAAAUUACAUUCCUUUUGUCAAUAUACACUAUGUAUGUAAUGAAAGGUGUACAUUUUUAAUUUAUCAAAAGAUUGUACAAGGGAAAAAACUAAGUAUUAUUAUAAACAUUUCUAUCUAUUACAAUGAAGGGGUGUAAGGGAUAUAAUUUGACUAUUAUAAGCUCAUUAAUUCUGAACACUUAUUUCUAACAUCUGAACAUAUAAAUUGACAGCCAUGCAGAUAGGCUUCAAAACAUGGCGUGUAACUACAACUGUCUUCCAGUUGCUUAAUUUGACUUUUAGUAUCUUAAUUUGGAAAGUCAUGGUUUGAUUAGCAUAGGCAUUUCAUUUCUAUAAUAUUUUUGUACACACACCUUUUAUUUCCUAUUUUUGUCUUUUAAUUGAUUUUAGUCGUGCUCUGUGAAAAAGGGGUUUAAUGCAUGUGCGCAAAGUGUCGUUCCAGAUUUGUGUAUGCAUAAUGUAUUUUGAGUUUCAAUUUUCCUAUCUGGGCCACUGUUUUAGUUUGUGUGAUAUUUAGCGUUUUACGUGAAAAUGUAUAAAUAUUGUAUAAGUAAAUUUAUGUGGAAAAAUUUACUGUUUUGUGAACUUAUCCAUAUUGACAAAGACCCACACAUAUUAAGUAGAAGCCUAUUUAAAAUGAAAUGAGAGUACAACUGUAUAUGCAGCAAGGAAGGAACAAAUAAUAUUAUGGGAAGCAUGUGAUGAUAUUUAAUACUGCUAUACAGAAAGGGGCCAGUUUGCUUGGCGUAUUAAAAGCUCAGCUGUUCACUGUAUAGUCAGAGCUCCACUACUGACCCAAAUGCUGGCGUUGGCGUCUACAAAAUACUCUUGUCAAGGCUGUAGUGCACACUCUCUGUUUCACUGUUUCUACUUCAGGUAUACAAGUAAAACAUCACACAUGUGCUUGGGGUUAUUGUGUGAGGUCGCUGACCAAGUUCAAUAACUUGGAUAUGCAUUGUUGAAUUAUGAUAUUUGAAAAAGAACGUUACAUAUGUGUUGAGGAUCAUUAUGAACAAUUACUCACAAAGAUUGGUAAUUGUUUCCAGAAUUUUAGCAGGAUUAUAAUGCCCAGUUUGUACUUAUAAAAGUCUGGUUAAGGUUUGUGGGCUGGUAGAAAUUCAUUUUUAAGUUUACAAUGGACAGGUGCAUAUCUCUGUUAUUACUACAGAUAUUGAAUUGAAACUUCACUCAUAUCUUUUGGUCACUGACGAAGGCCCAUAACUUUGACCUGCAAUUUUGCAGAAUUAUGCCCCUUUAAUACUUUGCAGAUGUUUUUUUGAUAUUUUUAAAACGUCACUGAGCAAAAUCUGAAAUUUCACAUAUGUCUUCAGGAUCAUUUUGAAAAGUCACUGACCAAGGUCCAAAUCUCUGAGCUUUAAUUUAGCAGAUUUAUGACUCUCAUUGUAUUGUUUUUACUAUAAGGAUACAGAUAUUGCGCUGAAAUUUGAUGUGUAGGUAGGUUACAUGCUGAUGUAGUGAGGGAUUGCAUUUGGGGACCAACGGAGUUAAGGUUUCUUUUACUCAAAUACCAACAAAAGUGUUUCCCCUUGAAAUCUGUUUUGCUUGUUGGUAGUUUACAUGCAGACCUCAAGGUCAUUGUUACUUAAAGUUGUAAAAUGGUUUCAGCUAAAUAACUUUGUAUACCCCCACAAACGAAGUUUAGGGGGGUAUAUAGGAGUGAGCUUGUCUGUCUGUCUGUCGGUUGGUCCAUAUUCAGUGUUCGCUCUCUAAUUUUUAAGUUGUUAUCCCCCGCCAUAGGCGGAGGGAUAUUGUUUUGGGGUUGUCUUUCCAUCCGUCUUUCUUUCCGUGUUUCCGUCCGUCCGUCCAGAGCCAUAUCUUGGAAGUGCUUUGGCGGAUUUCAUUGAAACUUGGUAUGAGUAUAUAUAUGGAUAAGAGGAUGAUGCACGCCAAAUGUCAUUAUACACCAUCUGUUAAUAAUCGAGUUAUGGCCCUUUGUAUCUUGAAACAAGAGAUGUGUUCGUCAGAAACACAAUGCCCCCUAUUGCGCCGCUUUAAAAAAAAAUAAAUAAAAAUUGACCUUUGACCUUGAAGGAUGACCUUGACCUUGAACUUCCACUACUCAAAAUGUGCAGCUUCAUGAGAACGCUGCUUUGAAAUUAUUUUAUGUUUUUUACCUUGAAGGAUGACCUUGACCUUGAAGGACCACCUUGACCUUGAACUUCCACCACUUACUAUGUGCAGCUUCAUGAUAACGGGGCUUUAAAAAAUGUGGUUUUUUGUUGACCUUUGAUCUUGAAGGAUGACCUUGACCUUGAAGGAUGACCUUAACCUUGAACUUACACCACUCAAAAUGUGCAGCUUCAUGAGAACGCCGCUUUGAAAAAAAAAAAUGACCUUUGACCUUGAAGGAUGACCUUGACCCUGAACUUCCACCACUCAAAAUGUGCAGCUUCAUGAGAUUCACAUGCAUGCCAAAUAUUAAGUUGCUAUCUUCAAUAUUGAUAAAGUUAUGGCCAAUGUUAAAGUUUUCGGACAGACAGAUGCCAUAUAUUUGACAUUUGACCUUGAAGGAUGACCCUGACCUUCACCUUUUACCACUCAAAAUGUUCAGCUCCAUGAGAUACAAAUGCAUGCCAAAUUUCAAGUUGCUAUCUUCAAUAGUGAAAAAGUUAUGGCCAAUGUUAAAGUUUUUUUUGGACGGACGGACAGACUGACUGACAUACUGAUGGACAGUUCAACUGCUAUAUGCCAUCCUACCGGGGGCAUAUAAAUGCUUUUUUGAAUGUCAAAUAUAACACUUUUGUGUCCAGAAGCAUAUUUGCGGGGAUAUCAAUUCAACGAAUUUGCUUGUUUUCAUCCGAUCUUCACCAAAUUUGGUCAGAUGUUGUAUCUAGAUGAUGUCUAGGUCAAGUUCGAAUAUGGGUCAUGCCGGGUCAAAAACUAUGUCAUGGGGUCACUUAGUGCAUUUUAAACAUUCAGCAUGGUGUCCGCUUUCUAAUUCAAAUAGUUUUCAUCCAAGCUUCACCAAACUUGGUCAGAAGUUGUAUCUAGAUGAUCUUAAGGCCAAGUUCAAACAUGGGCCAUGCCGGAUCAAAAACUAGGUAACAGGGUCACUUAGUGCGUUUUUAACAUUGAGCCUGGUGUCCGCUGUUUUUUGUGAAAGACAACAUGCAAAUUAUUCUGUGUCAGUGCGGCAUGUGGGGGUAUUCGUCACCUUUGUGACAAAGCUCUACUGGAGUUUGAAAGAGAGAAUGUGCUGUAAUCAUUUAUCUGGGUAGCUUUUACCCUGACCUCGAUUCAAACUUAAUUGAAUUCAAAUAUUUUUUUGGACAGUGUUGAAAAUCGAGUCACUUGACAAAGUCACAUUGCGUGUUAUAGUUUUUUACUUUCAGCUUUAAAUUUACAUGUACUAUAUAACGUAUAUUCCACUGUAAAGAUGUCUGGGUGGUCAUUAAAUCAGGAUACUGACAGAUAUUGUACAUUAUACUAUCAGAGCUGAAGAAUAGUCGUGUGCAUUGUUUUGGAACAGCUCUUGUUGAUGAGUAAAAAUCUUAUGAAUCAACAUUGUGAUAUGAUAUUUUAUACAGUAUAUUAAAAUAUGUUUGUAUUAAACUAUUCUUCUACAUUAUCAUAUAUUGAUAGUAAUUUUUAUGUGAUAUAGUUCAUAAGAGAGAUCCAGAUAUGUUUAAUCAGAUUCCUUAUCUAAUAUGUUUUUGUUGUUUUUUCAUACAUGCAUGGAAUGUCAAAUAUAAUUUGCUGUUUUGUCGCCUUAAUCACAAUUGAACUUAUUGAUAUAAGCCUACUAAUUAUCGCAAUGUUAAAAUGUAUUCACAUGCAUUAUAUAAGUCCCUUGUAGUCAGUUUGCUCUUUGAUUAUUUAGACAAAUUUAUUGUGUUUAACACUGACAUCAGUUUUAGAUGGUUUGCUUUAGAAACACAUUUUAUUUCUAUAGUCAGAUUUUUAUUAUGCCCCACUUCGAAGAAGAGGGGGUAUAUUGUUUUGCUCAUGUCGGUCCGUCCAUAUGUAUGUCCGUAUGUCGCUAUGUCCAUCCACCAGAUGGUUUCCGGAUGAUAACUCAAGAACGCUUAGGCCUAGGAUCAUGAAACUUCAUAGGUACAUUGAUCAUGACUCGCAGAUGACCCCUAUUGAUUUUCAGGUCACUAGGUCAAAGGUCACGGUGACCUGAAAUAGUUAAAUGGUUUCCGGAUUAUAACUCAAGAACACUUAGGCCUAGGAUCAUGAAACUUCAUAGGUACAUUGAUCAUGACUGGCAGAUGACCUCUAUUGAUUUUCAGGUCACUAGGUCAAAGGUCAAGGUCACGGUGACCCAAAAUAGUAAAAUGGUUUCCGGAUGAUAACUCAAGAACGCUAAUGCCUAGGAUCAUGAAACUUCAUAGGUACAUUGAUCAUGACUCGCAGAUGACCCCUAUUGAUUUUCAGGUCACUAGGUCAAAGGUUAAGGUCAUGGUGACCCGAAAUAGUAUAAUAGUUUCCAGAUGAUAACUCAAGAACACUUAUGCCUAGGAUCAUGAAACUUCAUAGGUACAUUGAUCAUGACUUGCAGAUGACCCCUAUUGAUUUUCAGGUCACUAGGUCAAAGGUCAAGGUCACAGUGACGUGAAAUAGUAAAAUGGUUUCCGGAUGAUAACUCAAAAACGUUUAUGCUUAAGGAUCAUGAAACUUCAUAGGUACAUUGAUCAUGACUCGCAGAUGACCCCUGUUGAUUUUCAGGUCACUAGGUCAAAGGUCAAGGUCAUUUGAAAAAAAAGUUAUGAGCUAUUGUCAUCACCUUGGCGUCUGCGUCUGGUUAAGAUAUUAUACACUAACUAACUAUUAUGAGGGGACUGGGCUGGCAAAGUUAGAUAACUCUGGUGUGCAUUUUGACAGAAUAAUGUGCCCUUUUUAUACUUAGAAAAUUGAAAAUUUGCUUUAGAAAAAAGGAUACUUUUUGUGAUUGGGAAUAUAGCCGAAUUUCGGCUAUAAAAUCGGGCCAAAACAAAACCCUGCCUAGGAUCAUGAAACUUCAUAGGUACAUUGAUCAUGACUGGCAGAUGACCCCUAUUGAUUUUCAGGUUACUAGGUCAAAGGUCAAGGUCACGGUGACACAAAAUAGUAAAAUGGUUUCCGGAUGAUAACUCAAAAACGCUUAUGCUUAAGAAUCAUGAAACUUCAUAGGUACAUUGAUCAUGACUCGCAGAUGACCCCUAUUGAUUUUCAGGUCACUAGGUCAAGGUCAUUUGAAAAAAAAGUUAUGAGCUAUUGUCACCUUGGCGUCUGCGUCUGGUUAAGUUAUUAUACACUAACUUACUAUCAUGAGGGGACUGGGCUGGCAAAGUUAGAUACUUUUUGUGAUUGGGAAUAUAGCCGAAAUUUGGCUAUAAAAUCGGGCCAAAACAAAACCCUGCCUAGGAUCAUGAAACUUCAUAGGUACAUUGAUCAUGACUGGCCGAUGACCCCUAUUGAUUUUCAGGUCACUAGGUCAAAGUUCAAGGUCACAGUGACACUAAACAGUAAAAUGGUUUCCGGGUGAUAACUCAAGAAUUCUUAGGCCUAGGAUCAUGAAACUUCAUAGGUACAUUUAUCAUGACUUGCAGAUGACCCCUAAUGAUUCUCAGGUCACUAGGUCAAAGGUCAAGGUCACAGUGACAAAAAACGUAUUCACACAAUGGCUGCCACUACAACUGACAGCCCAUAUAUAUGGGGGGCAUGCAUGUUUUACAAACAGCCAUUGUUUGUAACUAUAUAUAUUCAGAAAGUUUGUGGUCGUUCCAUAUAACAGUAUAUUGCAUAAAUAUAUUUUUUUAUUUAAGUCAAAACAAGUUAGUAUUGCUUUAAUCAUUAUUAUUUUCUGCUUUUGUUAAAAAAUAGGUAUUUACUAAGAAAAUUUUAAACAUCUUAAAGUUACAAUAUCAAAACAUUCUAUGACAUGAAAUUCUGUAAGUGACAGUUCUGUCAUGAAGUAACAUCUUUAUUAAGAUGUGAAAAAUUUCUGCUUUAAAUGUAUAGUAUACAAUGGAUGCAAACGGAUACAAUAAUUCUUUCAACAGCUCUAUUAGUCCCCAGUUAAUGUGUUUUUAUGUAAACUGUGUAAGGCACUGUACAGAAAAAGUGCAAUCUAUCAAAAUUGUUAAGACAAAGUUUGAAUGUGGGUCCAAUUCCCUUUUUGCCUAUGUAGUAUAGGUCAUUGAUGUUAACUGAUAUGCGAAUAGCCACCUUUUUGGGGUUUUAAAUGAUCCUCUAUUAGUCUGGGGACACAUGUUACAUUACAUAUAAGAGUUGUCUUGAAUAGCGAAUAGAUCGGUAGAUUCACAGGGUAUUUUCUACAUGUAUUUUUAAAAUGUUGCAUAGGUUUUAAAAAUCCGAUGGAUGAAACAUCUCAAUGUAUUUAAGAUGUGUGUACCAGUUACUGAUAUUGUGUAUUUUUAAAGUGUGUUUUUUUCUUGAUGUUUUAAUUAGUAUUGGGUUGCUGUAAUAUGUGUAAAAUACUGUAUAAAUCGUUAUACUUUUUUGUAAAGAAGUAUCUUAACAAUAAAUUGCACAUGUUUAUAAGUAAUGAUAAUUUGUAUGUACUUAUAACACUAUAUAGCGGUAGUAAAAUAGAUAAUAACAACAUCAGUGAUAGAUGUUGGCAAACAUGUGCACUAAGGUUUCAUGACUGAUCCAGACAACGAUGCUAUACAUUUACAUUCCACAUCUAUAUGGGUAAAUAGUUCCCUUUUAUAUAUGUCUUUUACAUUAAAUUCAGAUGGUCAUUAGGUUUGUGUAGUGUUUAGUCCAAUAUACAUGUAGCAGUGACAAAGGUCGAGUGUUUGUGCUUUCGUUCGUACGGGCUUGUCCUGACUGUAACUUCGUCAUUGAGUAUAUAAUUUUGCAAUAACUUGAAGAAGGCGUCAGAUGUAACACCCGUAAAAUUAGCUCAAAGGUCAGGGUCACUCUUAGAGGACAAAGGUCAAUUUGAUUAUACAUCAUCUUUUUCGGACUAUAACUGACUCGUUCAUCAUGCAUCAAACAGUAUGUCUUUUUACCUAAAAGGUAAUAAAAUUGAAAGGUAAACAUCUAAAUGCGGCCAUACAACUGUUUUUUUUUAUUAUACAGUUUGAACGGUUUAUUAUACUAUUUGAACAUGAUUAACCAAAUUUUUCUCCCCGUGUGGAAAAUGUGUGUAAACCCUUCAGCAAAGGUCAAGGUCACACUAAAGUCCUCAGUUCAAGCGUGUGCAUUAUUAAGCUUAUUCAGUAAUUUCAAGCAUUAUUGACUUUAGGUUUCAAAUGUUUCUUUGUGGUAAUACUGAUGAAAGGAAUUCUGAAAAAGUGUUGUUGUUUUUUUAAAGAAAUAUUAGCAAAAACUGUCGACCAAUAUACUUAGCAUGGUAUUAGCUAUUGUGAAAACACACAGCAAAGCAAAUGUCAUCUGAAAAUGUAUACAUGUAUAUGUAUGAUAACAGUGCCUUUGAAUACCAAUCAAAAAUUGUAUAGUUUAUUAUAAAACAAUUAACUGUAAGUUGUAUGCAUUGAUGAUAACGUUAUUGUAUGAAUACCAACAGCUUUUCAUCUUAAGUUGUAAUACGAUCUCAAUAAAUAUACAUAUAAUACAGA
Molecule: messenger RNA, 9970 nt
Organism: Dreissena polymorpha
Lineage: Eukaryota; Metazoa; Mollusca; Bivalvia; Myida; Dreissenidae
Product: protein inscuteable homolog
Exons: 10
Coding region: 164-1348 (394 amino acids)
Biological process (GO): establishment of mitotic spindle orientation; asymmetric cell division; regulation of asymmetric cell division
Cellular component (GO): apical cortex
Molecular function (GO): protein binding; cytoskeletal adaptor activity
Source: RefSeq, a predicted model, not a curated record